Messenger RNA from Limulus polyphemus (Atlantic horseshoe crab), 4682 nucleotides. RefSeq names its product zinc finger protein 271-like. The record is from RefSeq and is a predicted model, not a curated record. Gene Ontology annotation, biological process: regulation of transcription by RNA polymerase II. NCBI's taxonomy places the organism in Eukaryota, Metazoa, Arthropoda, Merostomata, Xiphosura, Limulidae. The transcript has 6 exons. Gene Ontology annotation, molecular function: DNA-binding transcription factor activity, RNA polymerase II-specific; RNA polymerase II transcription regulatory region sequence-specific DNA binding. Bases 267 to 2279 code for a protein of 670 amino acids. Gene Ontology annotation, cellular component: nucleus.
AGGGUGAAACUUAUAGUUCUAUCUAAAAUUUUCUUUAAAAAUACAAGAAAUAAGGAAAAUUUACUAACUUAUUUUAAAUAACAGAGCUGAUAUGUGAUUUCAUGUUUCCUUACUAUAGAAAAAGAUAGCAUGGUGGAGAGAAUGCACAGAAGAGUUAUUGCAAUGACACUUGACUGAUUUACAAUUUUUGAGGUUUGUGGAACAGCUUAAAGUUUUGGAUUUAUUGUCUCUGGAGAGUAGAAGAAUUAGAGGGAUCUUGAUUUAGUAUGGCUACAGACUCUGUACCAGUUGAGACUGUGUUGACUGAGGAAGAUGGUGAAUUCAAUAUUCCAGCAGAAAGCCCAGUAAAUAUGCAGGAAAAACAGUUUUCUGGAAGUAAUAACUCUACACUUUCUGAGUCAGACUUCAGCCCACUAGAUGUGACUUUGAGAAGAAAUAUAGCUCAUUGUAGCAUUGCAAAUGUUCCUCGUUCCAUAUCUAGAAUGCCUUUUGAAGAAAGUAGGCCUAUUAAUUCUAUGAGCUCUAGUUCAGAAAAUGACAAAUGGAGCAGUGAUGGAAAACAUCCACAUCUCAUUUCUUCUGAAGACUAUACUGAAGAGCUGAAGAGAAAUAAAACUCAGAAUUAUUUGCUGCUUUCAGGACCUCAGGAUAAGCUUUAUGGCAGGAUACAUUCACAAUUGACAUAUAAGGAGCAGGAGAGAAUACGACAAAGAAGCAUGAUGCAACUUAAACGUCAAGAUCCAUUUUUCCGAGCAGUGGAAAGAGAAAAGCAACGAACCAGGAUGAAAACUCGGCGACAAGACCCCUUGUUUCGAAACAUAGAGAGAGAGCGUCAGCGCAUACGUAUGAAAAUGAAAAGACAAGAUCCCAUAUUUAGACAGAAAGAAAGAGAGCGACAGAAGUAUCGUAUGCAGUUGAAACGACAGGAUCCAGUUUUUAAGGAACAAGAAAAAGCACGGGGUCGCUCUAGAUCACAAAUGAAAAGAAAAUGUUCCCAGAUUAUGACUGAAUACCAGAAUAAACAUAGGAAAGUGUUUGAACCUUAUAUUCAGUUCUGUGAGCCUGUCACACGUGAAGAGAGUGUAAAACAUUUACAGCAACAAGCAUUAAAAGAAAAAUCUAAUUAUACAGUCUCCUCAAAAGAAAAAACACAACCAACUUGUGGUAAUGAGUCUCUCAUGAGCACAAGUAAUGGGAGCUGUGAUAUGCAGCCUACUUCACAACCUCAGAACAAAAAUGACACUUCUGAUAUAAUGGCCUUUGGCUAUUACAGACCUAAUGUAUCGCAUUGUACUUCUGCUUCAUCUCUUUCUUGUUUGUUAAGAACAACAGGAGAUGUAAAGACACUAUCAGACAUAUCAACCAUUGCUCUACAUUCCUCUGUAGCUAUUAAUUCAGAAGCUCUACGAGGGGAUCACCAUAGCCAUCAAGGUGCUAUACCAAAUGUAGUUUCUGUAAUGAACCCUCUUUUGCAGUCUUACAUGUCUGCAGCUAGUGGUUUUGUGAAAGGUAACCAGCUACCCCAACAGAAAACUUCACCAGCAAGAUUACCCUGUAGUCCACAUUUCAUUCAUAACAAAGACAGGACAGAAAAUCAAGGGAUUGGAGCAAGAGAGAAUUUACAACAUCACUUCAAGUCUCCAGAGUAUUUAAAUCAGACUUCUCCUGGUUUAGCAUCACGUUAUAUCAAUGAACAAAACUCACCUGUUGCAACGUGCCCUAUCAAUGCCCUUCCAGAUCCAAAUAACACCUGUAGGAAUGUGUCUACUAACUCUGGCCAAAGAAAACCUUCCUUUUCCAGUCCACGAACUAGUAAUGGUGGACCUUUCAGCUGCUUGGAGUGUGGAGCUCAGCUUCAGACACUGUCUGGUUACCGUUACCACCAGCAAGGUCACUCUGGAGAUAUAGUAUAUAAAUGUGAUAUGUGUGGGAAGGCAUAUAGUAAUAGAGGAAGCUACUUUCGUCACAUGAAGCAUCAUACAGAAAGUUUCGAGUGUCAGAUUUGUAAUAAAGUGUUCCACAUGAAACAACAUCUCAAAGAACACAUGAAAAGUCAUGGAGACAAGAAUCUCUGCUGUCCACAUUGUGACUACAAAACAUGCUACAAGUAUGCGUUAAAUAGACAUAUUGCUAUCAGACAUACGUUCAGUGGAAAUGAGCCAUGUCCAUCGUGUGGUGUGAUACUAAAGUCUUAUAGACAACUUGUUCGACAUCAAGAAGCUUGUAGAAGUCUUUCACUGAAAGCAGUACCAUGUACUGCUGUAGCAGCAACUGUUUAAACACUGUUAAAAUAUCAGCAACAGCUUUUUAAACACUUUGUUUAUAUAGUCAAAUCAUGAAGUACAUUGUAGUCAUUUAAUUGACAUGUAUAAAAAAAAUCAAUUUCUUUUCCUCCUUGAGACUGACAGUCUUUUCCACUGAUGUAAAUAUGUACAAACAUUAUAUGUAUGUAGCAUUGCGUCUUUAGUUUCUUGGGAUAAUGUAUUACACUAAUUUUGGACUAUUAAAAAUUGUGGCAAUAGAUAAUAAACAGAAGAAGAAUUUUAGUAAAUGAACAUGGCCCCCUAGAGAAACUACCGACUUAGUUAAUAAAAUUAAGUACAAGGAGUAUUAAAAAUCAGAAAGUCUAUCAGCUGAAGUUUCUUCAGUUUCAUUUUAUAAGAAACUAAUAAACAAAAACUAAAGUUUCUUAACAGUCAUAGGAGUAACAGUCCGUAUCCAAGAGACAUAAAAGCUUGAAACUGCAGGUAAGUACAUGUUUAUAAAUUAAAUAUUCUUUACAGUAUCAAAUGUACUGGUGUUUGCCAGUGAAUUUAUCUUUAGUUUUGUUUCGUGACUAGCCAUUACUGGAUUAAUCCCAUUGAUAGUAGUGUGCCUUAGCAACCACAGAGACACUACAAUGAUCACCCAUGAAAAUAUUCAUGUCCUGUAAGUACAUUAACAGUUUACUUCUCUGUUAAACAGAAUUAGAUGGGCUAUUGAUUGUCAUGAAAAACUGUUUUGAUUCCUUCCUAGCAGGGUUUCAAGUCUCCAUACCAGAAAAAUUAGGAAAAGGACAGGUUAAAAAAAGCUGUAAAAAUUAGGACUUUUAUAACAGAAACUAGGAAGAUGUAACUGUAGAUCUUGCAAAUAUUUUGCCUCAAAUAUUAACACAUCCUACUCACAAGUGUCUCUCAGGAUUCAAUGCUUUUAGCUAGUCUAUACUGAUGAAGACUUUUAACAAUAAUUUGCUAUUCAUUAGUUUAUGUGUAUCAUUACAAUAAAUCAACAUGAACCACAUAACUUUUUUCUCUUAUCAAUAGAAAUGUACAAUACAUCAAAUUACAUAAUAAAUUAAAAGACCUUCACUUCACAUCAAAACAUUUAAAGUAACACUAUGUUUAUAGGGCAAAAUAUUACCUCUACGUAUAUUAUUUGUACAAUGUAUAUAAUAAGACUAAGUAACUGCCUACAAUGCUUAAUUUUUAAAUCUUGUAAUUAAUCAAAACUGUAGUAUUACUUCAGAAAAUGUACAGCACUAGCAUGAAUAUGAGUGUAUGAGAAUACACAAGUGUGAAAUAUUUGUUUAUUUAUUUUUUUAGAUGAUGAGAUAGUCAUUUAUGAUUUUCAUUUCUUGGAGUCAGUUUUUCUUUCUUUCCUUACUGUCCUGAUCAAGUUGCUUUCUUCAAUUAGACCUUUUCUUGGAUGCACCUUUAUAAGGCUACAGGUAAUAGAUGCUCGACUGGCAAUCUGUUGAUUGUGGAAUAAAAAUCCGGCACUGAAAAUUCUUGCCCUUUCAGUCAUGGAAGUGUUAUAAAGCAUUGGUUUAUCCCAUUAUUAGUGGGUAAAGAGUAGCCCAAGAGUUGUAAAAAUGACAAGUGAUUGAAUUAUUUUGUCAUACAACAAAUGCUUAAGAGGGCCCUUUUCCUGAUAAAACAAAAAAAGUAGGAAUUUGUUGAACACACACACAUAUAUAUAUAUAUAUAUUGAAGAAAUUUCAAUUGGAUAAGCAUUUAAGUGUUUAAUCUACAUGAUAUCCUUUGGUAUCUUUCAUAUCUGACAAGAGAUAUGUUUUUUCAAAGAUCUUUGAGAAAGAGUAUUUCUCUAGUGCAGGCCUCUACUCAAUAAUCCUAAUCAUUGCAGGCAUUAGGCUCAACCAUGUGUACUGAACAUGUCUUAUCCUCAUACAACCCUAGAUCAAACAGAACUCCAGAGAAAUCCUCCUUAAGCCAGAAGAAUAAAUUAGAGAUAGCAGUUCUGCAUUUUCACCCUCGCCUAUAAGUCCUGUGCAAGAUGCAUUUUGAAUCACAAACAUGGUACAAAGAAUAACAGGCAUCAAUCCAAGAACGUGUAACCUUUCACUAUUUCAUUUAUCUUUGUCCAUAGAGGUUAUUCACAUUUGAACCAUCUGAGUGAAUGGCAAGAAACCUGAUUCCUGAAAAAUUCAAGAAUCAUGUGGGCCACAUCUACCAAGAGCGUGCCAGACAUGAUAGAUUUCCAGAAAGAUACACCUGUGUACGUCUGACUAGUACCUGAUUAAAAUAUCAAACUACAGUAAAUCCUGAAUUUAAUGAGUAAUAUUGUAAUAUUGGUCUUUGUAAAAGUAGGGUAGCAGUCGAUCAUAAAUUAAGUAGGAAUCAUUUGUGCAGCUCACUUGAAAAUUCUCAACUAUAGCUUUGGAAGAGAUCAGAGAUACCAUCACA